CCACCCUGCCUCUCGACUACAGUUUUAUCAGGCAGAAAACUUCCUGAAUGAGGUACUAACCACAACAACAGGGGCAGAGUUGCCUGUAGGACAAAACGACGGAACCAUUUGUCGGUCGUUGUUGUUACAUAUUUUUUGUUACCGCUGUUUUAUCACCAGGCUCGCGACACAGCUAGCGACAUAGCUCUCGUUAGCUAAGGACGGAGUCGAUCACCUGCUCUAAGCUGCUAAUCUCAUGUUAGCACGCUCCCUUUAGGUAUUGCUCACUUAUCCACCUCCUUGACAUCGGCACUCUGCCUUUCCUCGACUCACUGGCACCUGUCUCACCGCAGGUCCUUGUCUGCUCCCAUUCUGUCAGUCUCCGUGAGUGAUUGAAUGCGGCGAGACUGGCAUCAGUAGACAAGCACACACACAGAGGGCCAUUGAUUGGUCAAGGAUGACCAUGGAUGACAUGAAGAAUGAAGCCGACACCACCUCACUAGUCUCCAUGGCUCUCUACACUGUGAUGUAUCCCGUCUUUAACCAGUUGGAGCAAGUCAACUUAUCGGCAGCGCAGACCUUGAGAGCAGCUUUUAUAAAGGCAGAGAAGGAGAACCCAGGCCUGACCCAGGACAUUGUUGUCAAAAUACUGGAGAAGAAGAACUUAAAAAUCAACUAUAGUGAGUCUCUACUUCGCAUGGCUGCGGACGAUGUGCAAGAGUUCAUGAUUGAUAGACGAGAGCCAGAGUUCCAGGAGCUGAACGAGAGGGCCCGAGCUCUGAGACACAUCCUCAGCACCAUACCAGAUGAGAUCAAUGACAGAGUAGGCUUCCUACAGACCAUCAAAGACAUUGCCAGUGCCAUAAAGGAGCUGCUAGACACAGUUAAUACUGUCUUCAGGAAAUACCAGUAUCAGAACAGACGGGCACUGGAACAGCAGAAGAAAGAGUUUGUGAAAUACUCCAAGAGCUUCAGCGACACUCUCAAAACAUACUUCAAAGACGGAAAAGUGAUAAACGUGUUUGUCAGCGCCAACCGGCUCAUCCACCAAACCAACAUGAUACUGCAGGCCUUCAAGACGGUGGUGUAGCAGCCUGAGAAGACACACACACCGACAGACAUUUUUAUUUGAGAAAAGGUGAUAUGAGCCUGUGUAAUUUGUAAAGACAUUGUAUUAUUUUGGGCUGUAUAAUUUAUAAUUCUGUAGCUUUGAGGGUAGAUCAGGUAGUUUGAGGUUCAAAGCAAAUCAGGUUGACAGUAAUUGCCAGGGAUUUUUAACUCUCUUUUAUGUUGUUCUUUUAUCAGAUUCUUAAGUCAAUAUUCCUCUAUAUAUUUCUCUCUCUGUUCAGUACUGUGUAGGACUAAAAAAGUAUAGGGGAAUGUGAUCAUUUUUCAUGUCCUCAAAAGUUUGGCAAUUGCAAAAGUCUUAAAAAGUUACAAUAAAAACAAGUGGCAUUCAGUUUCCAAACACAUUCCCACAUUUUUGGGGUUUUCACUUCAUUUCAUUGUCAUUUCUGGUUGUAAAAACACACACAGUGGUGUCUUCUACUUGGUACUAAUAUCUUGCCACUAUCAGCAUCCAUCAUUCUCAAUUUAAAUCUGUUAUGUUCAGAUCCUGUCAAGAAGUCAAGGUCUGGAGAAAUGUUUGGGAAUUUGAAAUGGAGGCUGUGUUUGCUGUUUGCUGUCUGCUAGAGUGCGCUGCUUCAUCCAGUGCAUCAUAAACACAACCCAUCCAGGUGAGCAGUAACUCACCUGCUGUGCAGUCUGUCUUUUCACUUUAGUUACAGAAGUGUAUGUGAAGUCUUCACAUUCCCUGUAUACUAACAAUAGAUAACCCAGUAUAUAAGGAAUACAUGGCUUGAUCCAAGAGUUAUUUGGGAUGAGUUUAUGUACUGGGAUUGUGUGUGUACCCUGUCAGUUGUUUUUCCUGUAGGUCAGGGUUUGCAAAAAAAAGUUUAAGAAGUUUAUAGACUUUUUUUCUUAAUUAUCUUGUGACCCUUCAGAAGGUGUACUGUAUGUAUUUAGACCAACAUUCGCCUUGAAACGCUGGAUUUAUUGAUUGCUAUAGUAUUGCUGAUAGUAUUGAUUGCUGUUGUUGUAAAAGAUCUACAUACAGUAGAAUGCAUGGUGUUACACAAAGCUGUCACAGUUUUUGAUCCGACUAGACAUUUCAGAAAUCACUGAGCAGCUUUUAUUAUAGACACCAGUUGCACCAUUAUCUCACACAGGAAGGUGCUGGGGCACAGCUACAACUGUACACACACCCCAGUGUUCGAGUUAGUCCCACUUCUAGUCUACAUUAGGAGGUGGUUAAAUGUCACUUUAAUAGGUUUGUUUUAGGGACAGAGGGUACAGCACGAGAAGUUACACAACUUCACCACAAAAACUCCACUGAACAUCUCAGACUGCCUAAAUGUAAUAAGACAAUUAUUUCCAGACAAAUAGACAUGAUUAUAGAUGAACACAAUGUUAAAUUGAUAUUUAACAACUUAUUUUUAUUUUAAUCCAUGUGUCAAGGAAUUUGAAGCAGCAAAAUUGGAAUAAGUCAUUAUUUUACACAAAUAUAUUUGACUGAAUGUAUCAUUUUACUUUUCUGUUGUCACUCUCUUUCUGAUACUUUAAUGUGCGAUAGCCAUGGCAGCGUUCCAUCAGCCAAAUGUUAUUAAAAUAGAAACCUGAAAUUCAAAACAACCAUUAAACAAAAAGUAAUGAGACCUGAAAUUCAAAACGACUAUUAAACCAGAGUCAUAAAGAGUGUGUUGAACAAUCACAUUUCUUUUUUCAUUGCAAAUAAAAGAGUUCCAAUAUUUGA
This is a messenger RNA of Seriola dumerili (greater amberjack), 2791 nucleotides long. RefSeq names its product programmed cell death protein 10-like. The record is from RefSeq and is a predicted model, not a curated record. Gene Ontology annotation, biological process: regulation of Golgi organization; positive regulation of MAP kinase activity. The coding region runs from base 437 to 1069 and encodes 210 amino acids. Lineage: Eukaryota; Metazoa; Chordata; Actinopteri; Carangiformes; Carangidae. Gene Ontology annotation, molecular function: protein kinase binding. Gene Ontology annotation, cellular component: Golgi apparatus; FAR/SIP/STRIPAK complex. The transcript has 8 exons.